UCAUGUAUAUAAAGCUAAAUCAUUUAAAUUUUAUCCGUUUUUAACGGUUGUUUUUUUCGAAAAUAGUUUAAAUCAAUAAAUAAAAUGGAAACCUAUUAUAAAUUCUUAGAUUUCAUUCAAUUCGGCCUAGUGCCGCGUAUUCCAUGGCUACAACAAACUGUAACGAACCUUGAACAAUGUCUGAAUAUUCCACAACGAUAUAUUAUACAGGCAUUCGUUGUUUUUAUAUUUUGGACAAUGGCAACAUCAUAUUUUUGUAUUCUAUUAAAAUAUAUUAUUUUCUAUCUUUAUCCAACUUAUCAAACAAUACGUGUUAUUCAUACCAAUGCAAAUAAAUCCGAAUUAAUUCAUUGGCUUAACUAUUGGACAGUAUUUGCUUGUAUUAUGCCAAUCGAACAUUAUGCACAUAACAUAAUUAAUUCAAUUCCGUUUAUUUCUUUCAUACAAUUAAUAUUCGGUUAUUGGUGUUAUUCUAAUUAUUUCAAUGGCUCAAGAAUAAUUAUGGAACGUUAUCUAUUACCACUUUAUCAAUGGAUUGAAAAGAAUAGUAUAGAUCAGAUUGGAUCAAAAGCCAUUGAUCAAUUAAUUGAAUUCAGUAAUAAACAAAAUAAUAAUGUUAAGAAAAAAGUACAAAAAUUUUCAACGGAAACAGUUACCAAUAAGCUAAACAAAAAGCUAUAAUCGUCUAUUUAAUGCAUUUAAAUGAAUCAUCAUCGAACACUUUGCCCAUAGAUAAAUGAAAGAAAAAAAAUUUGAUCAUAA
Molecule: messenger RNA, 762 nt
Organism: Dermatophagoides pteronyssinus (European house dust mite)
Lineage: Eukaryota; Metazoa; Arthropoda; Arachnida; Sarcoptiformes; Pyroglyphidae
Source: RefSeq, a predicted model, not a curated record